UGUUGAGUUCUAACUUUAACAUAUUUUAAUCUUAAAUGAUCAAAUUGGACAUUUAAAUUAAAUGUUAAAAAAUAUGGAAUAUUGCGUUUACAUUUUACAUAAAAAGCCUAACAUCAGUUGGUUAAUAUCUGCAAACAACCUGGUUUAUCUGUAGUACGAGCUGGGUACUAGUUUUCUAGGCUCCUUUCAUAGUUAGGCAAUUUUAAAUGUGUUAUUAAAUAUUAAUUUUGCAAUUAAAAACCGAGUGAUUAGUCUCGUCAAACAUUGUAUUUUACCAAAGACUUCGAUUUUACUCCACUUCACUUUACCUUUGAACACUAGGCAAUUAAAGUAUAAUAUUUGCUGCCAAAAGGUAGCACUGAAAUAAAAUCAUGUACAAAAUGAUGCAACUAGUGCACGAAGAAUAGGCAUAGAGCACCAGUAUUUAACUUUUUCAAGGAGUGCGCUUAUUUGAACGCUAUUUUGUAAGUGAAUUAAAGUGGCCCAGCAUACUACUGAGACUACUGCGCAUGACUUUGACUGCUCGUGUGAAGUAGGCUUGGCCUAAAUGUUUUCAUCCUGUUCUUAACCGAAAUUGACCUCAAGCGGCCGCCGAUCGAAGGUAAAAGAAGACGAGAUGUCUAAGCUGAUAAUGUGUGUAUUGUUACGACCACCGAGUAGACACGCAUUUUAAAGGUGUGCAGAUUUUGCGGCGAUCAGGAGGAGCUUCCGUUGCGCCUUGCGUGUCACUAGGCCCGCUGACCCACAUUCGCGAGACCGCCGCUCGCUCGAGGAAGUGCGCGCAUUAAAUUCUGUAUGGCAUUUCUAGUUAUUGCGCCGAUUAUUCAACGCAGCGCUGCAUUGUGAUCUCGAAGGAGCUUAUAUCUGACAGGCGCCUGUGUGGAUGUGUGAGUUUUCGGCUUUCACAUUGGCAGGUCCUCUUCACCAAUGUCUUCCCAAUGCAUCAGGUUUUUUAACCCCAGACUGAUCCAUGAAACAACAUUAUCAUGAGCUCCAGAGACAGGUAGAGCUCAAACCAACUUCACACUACAAUACGUACAAAAGAUCAGGGAUGAUGGUAGUGUUUUUGAUGGGCUGAUGGAGGAAGAUGUGAAAGAUAAGGCGAAACGAGUUUCGAGAAAUAAGUCAGAGAAGAAAAGGCGAGACCAGUUCAAUGUCCUGAUUAAAGAACUUGGCACCAUGUUGCCCGGAAAUACGCGCAAGUGGGACAAGUCUACAAUAUUGCAGAAAAGCAUAGACUACCUGCGCAAGCACAAAGAAAUUGCUGCGCAGUCUGAGUCAAGUGAGAUCAAGCAAGAUUGGAAACCCCCGUUUCUUAGCAAUGAGGAGUUUACACAGCUGAUGCUAGAGGCGCUGGAUGGGUUCUUCAUUGUGAUGCUGACAGACGGCAACAUCAUUUACUCCUCAGAAAGUGUAACUUCUCUACUUGAGCAUUUGCCUUCGGACCUGGUGGAUCAGAACCUUUUAAACUUUCUACCAGUGGGGGAGCACGAAGAAGUCUGUAAUGUGUUGUCCUCACACCCAGACAUUGAAAACCUCAACUCUGAUUACCUCAAAUCCAAGAACCAGAUGGAGUUUUGUUGUCACAUGCUCAGAGGUUCUGUGGAUCCCAAGAAACCGCCUGUGUAUGAAUAUGUCAAGUUCAUUGGCAACUUUAAGUCACUCACCAACAUGCCUCUUGCAACCCGAAAUGGCCUUGAGGGAAUUUUACAGCACUCGUUGCAGCCGGCCUUCGACGAUAAAGUCUGUUUUAUUGCGACUGUGAGGCUCGCCAAACCCCAAUUCAUCAAAGAGAUGUGCAUGGUGGAGGAGCCCAAUGAAGAAUUUACGUCUCGACACAGUCUGGAGUGGAAAUUCCUCUUAUUAGAUCACAGAGCACCACCUAUCAUUGGCUAUAUGCCCUUUGAGGUGUUGGGAACGUCAGGCUAUGACUAUUAUCACGUAGACGACUUGCAUUCACUGGCCAAAUGCCAUGAGCAUUUAAUGCAGUUUGGAAAAGGGAAAUCGUGUUAUUAUCGCUUUUUAACUAAAGGGCAGCAGUGGAUAUGGCUCCAGACUAACUACUACAUCACCUAUCACCAGUGGAACUCACGACCAGAGUUUAUUGUGUGCACGCACACAGUUGUGAGUUAUGCUGAGGUGCGAGCAGAGCAGAGGAGAGAGAUGGGUAUAGAGGAAUCUCCCCCUGAGCUGCCCGGAGAUAAGUCUCCGGUUUCUGGCUCCGAAUCGCAGUUAAACACCUCCAGACUGAAGGAGGUUCUGGAGCAUUUCAGUAACAGUCGCACACCUUCCACCUCCUCAAGGAGCUCCCGCAAGUCCUCGCACACUGCUGUCUCUGAAAACACCUGCACCUCAACUCCCUCUAAGCUACAGAUGGACGUGAGCACUCCACCCCGGCCCGCCACUGUUGAUAUGACACCCAAACGUCGUUCCUCUAUCAGCACCCAGUCCGUGAGUUCUCAGAACACCAAUCAGACUGGAUCUUCGGUCCAAAUCAACCAACAGCAGCAACCUCAACCACAGCAGCAGGUUCAACCUAAUGCCCUGUUCUCUGCACAGUUGAACGCAAUGCAGCACCUGAAGGAGCAGUUGGAGCAGAGGACACGCAUGAUCGAAGAAAACAUUCAGCAACAGCAGGAGGAACUGAGACAGAUUCAUGAGCAGCUCCAGAGGGUGCAGGGACAGGGCACUCAGAUGGUACUGCAGCAGUCGGGUGGUGGACUGAGUGUACAGUUGCCGCAAGCUGGAGGAGCACAGACUAACACUUUAGGGGUUGGAGCACAGACUGGAGUCAUAGCUAUACAGGGCCAAAAUGUGACAAGUACAGCACAGAGUGGGACUGUUCCACAGCAACAAGCACUUCCACAGCAACAGGCUCCUCGUUCCCAGGGCUCUUCUGUUACACAGCGUGGUCCUGUGUAUAAUACCAUGAUGAUCAGCCAGCCUGCCAAUGCCAGUGUUGUGCAGAUACCGAGCAAUCUGGCACCAAAAAUAAAUCAGGGAAAUGCAAUCAACAGGUUUCCUGCCGGGCAGCAGUUGGUCACUAAGAUUGUGACGGCUCCAAUGGCGUGUGGCGCUGUCAUGGUACCCACAACAAUGUUUAUGGGUCAGGUUGUGACAGCUUAUAGCCCGUUUGCACAGCAACAAGGUCAGACACAGACAAUAGCACUGCAGCCUCAGUCAACAGUGCCUGCAGAACAGCAAGCUCAAACUACCACAUUACAAACAAGUCAACAGCAGGGGGCGACGCAGCAACCAUUUUUACAGAGCACACGUCUUCUUCACGGCAACCAGUCCACACAACUGAUCCUGCAGGCUUUCCCUAUUCAGCAGCAAGGUACAUUUACUCCAUCACAACAACAACAACAGCAGCAGCAGCAGCAGCAGCAGCAACUGAAACCACAGACUCAAAAACAACAGAAAGGAACCCCUUCUCAUAAGACUGACAGCACUAGUGCCCAGUCUCAGUAACACGGAUGAACACAGCAGCCAGUCAGAUGGAGGAGCCAGCUAACUUAGUCACCUCUAGGAGUUUAUUGGUGCUGUAUUUUAUUUGAAAGCUCUACAAUAAAACAGCUCUUCCUGGAAGCACCUUAGAAGAUUUUAAGACAAGGAACUCCCUCAACAUGGCAGCUGCGUGGAACACAACACCACCAGAUGGACGCUGUGGCAACAAUACAGAGCGUUUCACCGAACCAACAGGUGGUUGCCAAACUCAUUAUUUAUUUCAACAGCAGAAAGUGUAGGAUUGCUAGCGUUUGCAUGGUCUUUGCCAAACAGAAACCCUGUUCUCAGUCUUUCACUGUAAACAGCCCAAAGAACUGAGUCUGUACAAUCUUGUGUACCACACCAUGUAAAUACAUAACCGUAAAGGAACAAAGCAAGAUAAUGAAUAUUUUAUAUGCUGCAUGAAAAGUGUAAAAUUUCAUUUGUAAUUCCAGUUUUAUGAUUUCCAUUUUUAAGUAUUAUUUUAAUUGGAAUGUUUUUAUAUUUUGCAUAUAGUGAUGCUUUCUACUUUUAACCCUUCCCUGACAAUGGUCUCUUCACAUAUAGUUAGUUUUUUGUUUGUUUGUUUGUUUGUUUGUUUUGGAAAUUAUUAUACCCCAUUGUCUCUGACAUACAAAAAAUGUCCAGUUUACAUUUAGUUCUAAUUAUCACAUGCAUUUGAUGCGGAAGAAUCAAAGUUGAUGGUUUUAAAUGCCAAAAUUUUGCUGCUUUGUUAAAAAAAAAAAAAAAAAAUAUAUAUACUUGUUCAACAUUGAUUUGCUUUUUAGCCGAGUCAUAGUAGUCCACUAAAAAGUUUUUGUGCACCUUUUCCCCUUACUUGUAGCACUUAUUGUGUUCAUACACACUAAAAUAGUCCAUCCUUGUAUUAAUUGUGACCUAAUGGUCUGAGUUACUUUGUGUAUGCAUGAACAGUACAUGUAUUUCUCAAAUGAGAAUGACAAGCCAUGAAUAAGCUUUCAAAUCCUCAUUGAUUUUUGCUUUGUUCUCCCUCAAGAUUUUGGGAGCUAUGCAAGAAGCCACAUCCAGGGCACAGCAUUUCAAUACUGAGGACGGUCCAGAGUACUGUGGACCUUUUAGAUCCCAUUUUCAGGAAAAGAGUGAUUAUAUUGUCCUCUUCCUAUUUUGUUCCAAAGUUGUAAUACAAACCGAAGCAGGGUUACUGUGCAGCUGUAGAGUCUUAAAAGUUAAAGUGAUCUUCCUUUUAACUGUUUGUGUGUGAAUGUAUGUGUGUGUGAGACAGAGAAUUUAAAGUGCUAGACAUUAUAUCAAUAAUUGUUUGUGACACUUCCAGUAUCGCUGUUUUGGUUGCUACUGUGUGUAUUAACCCCAGCGAUGACCAAUCAGUUCUUGCGUUGCAGUAACUCGGCAUCCUAGAUGUUUCCCCAUUGGCUUGUUGGCUAUAUACCUCAGAAAUGGUUUUAUAUACGAAGUAUUCAAAGCGAUUUUAUUUUCAUAUGGCAAAAGACUUCUUUGUUAACAGAAUUGCUGUGUAUAGACCGGUAGCACUGUUAAAGGUAUAUGGAAACUGAAUAGAUUUUGACAUUGUUGACUUUUGGAAUUCCAAAAGUGGACAUGCCCCUUAAAGUAGAUGCCCAACUUCCCUUAUCUGUCCAAUUUUUUUUUUUUUUAAUUGUGUUGUGUUGUGCGUUUUAUAAGAUUUUAUUGUGCACUAAAACCCUUAGUUGUGUUAGCGGUUACUGUUGGAACCAAUGUUUCUCAUAUUUUGUACAAUCAAAAAUGACGUAAAAUUUACGCCCCUAAAAAAGUUACUGACAGGUUGAAGAGAGAACUGAUAUGGACUUUUGGAUGUCCCUGAACAUUUCAACCUUCUGUAUCCUUCUUUUUUUUUUAUGUAUUUAUUUUUUGUAUGCAACCAAAAGAUUGUGCACUUUUGAAUAUGAUGGUUAUUUGGUUGUAGCCCCAUUUGAAGUUUGAUUAGUGUUUGGCCUGAUGAAUAUCAGUGAGUUGAGUGAAUAAUGAUAAAAUCAAUCAUCAAACAAGUUAAAUAAGUCCUAAGGUGUUUAACCCUAAAACUUGUUCAUUUUGUACAUUCUGAAUUGCUGUGCACUUCAGUACAAAACUGUUACCCCAAAUAAUUGCCUGCAGAUCAUAUUACCUUCAGUGUGAAUUUGUAGGAACUGUCCUUUGUCAGUUUACCAAAAACUGUUCAUUUUUCCUCCACAAUACUCAAUCUUGAAAUAAAGCAAACAAUCUUA
Molecule: messenger RNA, 5723 nt
Organism: Onychostoma macrolepis
Lineage: Eukaryota; Metazoa; Chordata; Actinopteri; Cypriniformes; Cyprinidae
Gene: clockb
Product: clock circadian regulator b
Exons: 21
Coding region: 1078-3471 (797 amino acids)
Biological process (GO): regulation of transcription by RNA polymerase II; circadian regulation of gene expression
Cellular component (GO): CLOCK-BMAL transcription complex; cytoplasm; nucleus
Molecular function (GO): protein dimerization activity; DNA-binding transcription factor activity, RNA polymerase II-specific; E-box binding
Source: RefSeq, a predicted model, not a curated record